AUUUUCUCUGUCUCAAUGAAUACAGAAAACAACGCAGACACCAGAAAAACUAUGGGGAGAGGAAGGAUUGAGAUUAAGAAGAUUGAAAAUGUGAAUAGCAGGCAAGUCACCUUCACGAAACGCCGUAACGGGUUGCUCAAGAAGGCCAAAGAAUUGUCAGUUCUUUGUGAUGCAGAGGUUGCUGUCAUUGUUUUCGCCAGCACCGGAAGGCUUUAUGAAUUCUCAAGCACCAGCAUGCCACACACUCUUUCAAGAUACAAAAAGGGUGGCGUAAUAGAUUACCCACAAGAACGCUCAAGUGAACCUGCAACAAAGGAGCCGAACUUUGCCCAGAAAAGAAAGGGGGAGCCGAACCGUGAUGUAAAUGGACUGCAGAAUGAGAUUGCAACACUACGCUUGGCAUGCAUGCGGAUGACGGUUAAGGAGUUGCACGGCUUGAGUUAUAAAGAGCUGCACCAACUGGAGGAACAACUACGUGAAGGGGUCUUAUUUGUGAAGCAAAAGAAGGAGGAAAUACUUUUGGAGACGCUAAAGAGCUCCAGAUUACUGGAGCAAAGGGCUGUGGAGGAAAAUGAGAAUCUACGCAAACAGCUUGAGGAGAUGCGGCAAACCCACAAGCCAAAUUGGCAAAUUGUCCCCGCAUCCGAUCAUCCAUUAGAGAGCUCAAAAGCCGUUUCGAGUUAUGAACCAGACACUUAUUUGCACUUGGGGUUGUCAUCAUCAGAUGCUUAUCAUCAAAAGAGGAAGGCAGCUAAAAUUGAAGGAAAUUCUAAUGAUUCAGGGAGUCAAGUGGUCUCACAUUGAAGACUUGUUUUUAGAUUUUUGAUCUUUUUUUGGUAGUUUUGUUACCAAAAUUUUU
This is a messenger RNA of Prunus avium (sweet cherry), 859 nucleotides long. Its product is annotated as agamous-like MADS-box protein AGL18. Lineage: Eukaryota; Viridiplantae; Streptophyta; Magnoliopsida; Rosales; Rosaceae. Gene Ontology annotation, cellular component: nucleus. The record is from RefSeq and is a predicted model, not a curated record. Gene Ontology annotation, molecular function: RNA polymerase II transcription regulatory region sequence-specific DNA binding; protein dimerization activity; DNA-binding transcription factor activity. Gene Ontology annotation, biological process: positive regulation of transcription by RNA polymerase II.